Molecule: messenger RNA, 1619 nt
Organism: Pecten maximus
Lineage: Eukaryota; Metazoa; Mollusca; Bivalvia; Pectinida; Pectinidae
Product: anucleate primary sterigmata protein B-like
Cellular component (GO): cytoskeleton
Source: RefSeq, a predicted model, not a curated record
UGUGAUCAAAAAAAGGUUGUUUUUGUAAUAAAAUUGACUAAUAUUGACUAAUCAGUGUUAUACCAUUCUAUAUUUUGCUCAAAAGAUGUUAUUGUAGAGGAGCAAAACGUACUAGGCGAACUAGGAUGCGAGGAAACAUUUGGAGUAACUCAUCGAAAUAAAACGGACAUACCAACCAACAAGAGCGAAACAACCGAGACUAUCGCGGAUCUCCAACUUGACAUCGAAAGAAUAACAGAAGAACUUGAGGAAACAACAGGAGAGCUUAUCGAAGUUAAAAACGAAAAUGAAGAAUACAUUAAGGAACUAUCACAACUGAAGACGAAGAGACAAACAUCACAGGACCAGACAAACACCAAGACCACGGAAAGUCUAAACCGGGACAUUACUAAUUUGACAAGUGAUCUCGCAAAAUCGAAAGAUGAACUCGAAGAAGCUAAAAAGAAGAACGACAUAUUUGUGAAACAGAUAUCGCAACUACAGGCAGAUAAACAGACAUUACAGGAUCAGACAGACUCCAUCACCGACAUGAUCAAAGAAGAAAUGUCAUCCUCGACGGAGGGUCAAGAAUGGUGUAUUGUGUCGAAGGCUGAUGUACAGACAGAGAGUGAAACAUUACAAAACCAGAUAAAGUCGCUCUUAAGGAUUAAGGCACACUUGAUCAUCGACCAAUGAGGGUUUACAGCAGAAGAUCGACAAGUUGACAGAAGAACUCGACAAAACGAAGGACGACCUGGACAAAGCUCGAAAUGAAAUUGAAGGAUAUGACAGAGAUAUAUCUGAGCUACAGACUGAGAGACAGACAUUACAGGCUGCCCUAAGUAGGACCAACGAUGAGAUGACAUCCACAACAGAGAGAAUACAACAGGACAUCGAUAAGUUAAAAGAAGACCUCAAAGUGGAAAAGAACCGUGAACUGGAAGAAGUUCGAACUGAAAAUGAGGGAUAUGUAAGAGAGAUAUCCAAACUACAGACAGAGAGACAGACGUUAAAGGACAACCUCACCAGAACCAAUGAGGAGAUGUCAUCCACCACAGAGAGACUACAGCAGGACGUUGAUAGAUUAACAGAGGAACUCGAGGAAAAGAAGGGUGAGCUGAACAAUGUUCAAAAGAAAAACGAGAAAUAUGUAAGAGAUGUAUCCGAACUAAAGGCAGAAAGACAGACAUUACCGGACUCCCUAACCAGGACCAAGGAGGAGAUGUCAUCCACCUCAGAGAGACUACAGCAGGACAUCGAUAGGUUAACAGAGGAACUCGAGGAAAAGAGGAGUGACAUUGUCAAAGUUCGAAACGACAACGAGGGAUAUGUAAGAGAGAUAUCCGGACUACAGACAGAGAGACAGACAUUACAAGACGCCCUCACCAGGACCAAGGAGGAGAUGUCAUCCACCAGAAAGAGACUACAGCAGGACAUCGAUAGGUUAACAGGGGAACCCGAGAAAAAGAUGGGUGACCUCGACAUUGUUCGAACUGAAAACGAGGGAUAUGUCAGAGAUAUAUCCGAGCUACAGACAGAGAGACAGAUGUUACAGGACUCCCUCACCAGGACCAAGGAGGACAUGUCAUCCACCACAGAGAGACUACAACUGGACAUCGAUAGGUUGACAGGGGAACUCG